UCUCUCUCCCUCUCUCCCUCUGUGUUGCAUUGGUAUAGGCGUGUUUUGAAAGGCAGCGACUCUUUUUCCAUUCUCGCGAGCUGGUGGAAGGAUCCUGUGGCGUUUAAGUUAUGUACCCAGGAGUUACACUUUUUAUAAGAACGGUUGACCAUGCCUUCUGAAGUGUCCAAGCCCUACAUCAGCGAGACGCAGACCUCCGAACUGCUGGAGCGUGUCUUCGGGCUGGCCGUGUCCCGGCUCAGCCCCCUGCCCAGCUACGACGAUCAGAACUUCCACGUGGUGGUCCCAGGGCGGGGCGAGUUCCUUGUGAAGGUGACAAACACUGUGGACAGCUGCAAUGCGGAGCUGCUGGAGGCACAGACCCGCAGCAUGAUGUACCUGCAGGAGCAGGGGCUGCCCGUCCCUACCCCGCUGCUCACCCGCGACGGGGACAUCAUGUCCCUGCAGUCAAUCGAUUGUGGAUCGGGGGAUUGUAAGUAUAUGGUGAGGGUAUUGACGUACCUGCCCGGGAUUCCGAUCGCCAAGAUCCCAAGCUCUCCACAGAUUCUGUAUGAAGCAGGGAGAUCGGCAGCAACUCUGGACAAAGUCCUUCAGGGGUUUGAGCACCCCAGCCUGCAAAGCCUGCACCGCGAGAACUUCAUCUGGAACCUGUCCAACAUUCCCCUGCUGGAGAGCUACCUUGACGCACUGGGACAGGAGCCCACCAGCAAGGUCGUGAAGGAGGUCAUCCAGCAGUUCAGAGACAAGAUCCAGCCCAACCUGGGAGUGUUCCGCAAGUGUAUAAACCACGGGGACUUCAAUGACCACAACGUCCUGAUUGAGGCCGAUGCCAGGAGCCCGCAGCGCUACAGAAUCUCAGGGAUCCUGGACUUCGGUGACAUGAGCUACGGCUACUACGUGUUCGAGGUGGCGAUCUGCAUCAUGUACAUGAUGAUCGAGAGCGAGGAGCCGCUGAGCGUGGGGGGGCACGUGCUGGCGGGCUACGAGAGCGUCAUCCCUCUGAACCCCGAGGAGAGGGAUGCCCUGUUCCUGCUGGUCCUUGCCCGCUUCUGCCAGUCCUUGGUGAUGGCGCGCCACUCCGUCACCCUCCAGCCCACCAACGCGGAGUACCUGAUGAUAACGGCACGCACUGGCUGGAAGCACCUUCUCAGGCUCUGGGAGAUGGGCAGGGAGGCGGUGGAGCAGCUCUGGUUUGGGACAGCUAGCUCCUACCAGGCUGCAGAGCGUCCGUGAAGGGCUGGGUUGGACUGGGCUGUGAAAACAACCUGCCGCCACACGCAGUGGAGACCUGAUCUUUAAAGAACUGCAUGGUCAUGGACUAUCAUGUCUAAAAACACCUGCUUCCCAGUCAAAUGUGUUAAAGCCUCCCGCCGCAUUCAUUUCACCAGCAAAUGUUAGCGUGUGCACUCCUCUCUUCCCUUAUUCUUUUAAAUAAACAUAAAGAAAGAAAGAAACAUGGAUAGGACCAGCUUUUGGAUGAAUCAAUGUUGUAUUAUUCAUUACAAUCUGCCUUGGCAUCCAUAUGGUAAUUAAAUCGAAUGAGUUUCAA
Molecule: messenger RNA, 1549 nt
Organism: Acipenser ruthenus (sterlet)
Lineage: Eukaryota; Metazoa; Chordata; Actinopteri; Acipenseriformes; Acipenseridae
Gene: hykk.2
Product: hydroxylysine kinase, tandem duplicate 2
Exons: 5
Coding region: 151-1233 (360 amino acids)
Molecular function (GO): amino acid kinase activity
Source: RefSeq, a predicted model, not a curated record